Doryrhamphus excisus (bluestripe pipefish) is the source of this 1895-nucleotide messenger RNA. It is a transcript of the gene lgi3, whose product is annotated as leucine-rich repeat LGI family, member 3. Lineage: Eukaryota; Metazoa; Chordata; Actinopteri; Syngnathiformes; Syngnathidae. Gene Ontology annotation, biological process: regulation of exocytosis. The record is from RefSeq and is a predicted model, not a curated record. Gene Ontology annotation, cellular component: synaptic vesicle. Gene Ontology annotation, molecular function: protein binding.
CUCAUCCCCUCUCUCUCAACUCUGCCCUCAGAGUUACUUCUGUGCUCGUCGUCUCGCUCUGUGCUCGUCGUCAUCUACUCUGCCUUUUUCCUCCUGCUCGGGGAAUGAUGGAGCUUGGACUGAGAUGGCUGAAUCUGAUCUACUUAGCGGCUCUGUGCCUCUCGCUCUCCCAGCCCGGACACUCAAACACAAAAAAGGCCUCCAAGAUACCACGCUGUCCUGCGACCUGCUCGUGUACUAAAGACAGCGCCUUCUGUGUGGACACCAAGGCGAUACCAAAAAGCUUCCCCCCUGGGAUCAUCUCUCUGACGAUGGUGAAUGCAGCAUUUACUACAAUCCCACAGGGAGCUUUCUCACACCUUCACCUGCUCCAAUUCCUGCUCUUGAACUCCAACACAUUCACCACCAUUUCUGAUGGUGCAUUUGAGGGUCUAUCUCAUCUGCAGUACCUAUUUAUUGAGAAUAAUGACAUCCAGACCCUCUCUCAGUAUACUUUCAGAGGACUGAAAUCUCUGACUCAUUUAUCCCUCUCCAACAACAACCUGCAGCAGCUGCCCAGAGAUUUAUUUAAGCAUCUUGAUAUCCUUACCGAUUUGGACCUCCGAGGAAACUCCCUGCGUUGUGACUGUAAAAUCAAGUGGCUGAUUGACUGGAUAGAAAAUACCAACACUUCCGUUCCUUCUAUCUACUGUGCAAGCCCGUUUGAAUUCCAGGGUCGCAGAGUCCAUGAUCUUGCCCCACGAGACUUUAACUGCAUCAGUGCAGAUUUUGCUGUUUAUGAAAUGUUCCCAUUCCACUCCGUGUCAGUGGAGUCUUAUGAGUUCAGUGGCGACCACUUUGUAACCUUUGCUCAACCUGAUUCGGGUUUCUGCACUCUGUAUGUGUGGGAUCAUGUGGAAAUGACCUUUAGGACUUUCCAUAACAUUACCUCUCGCUCAGCAGUGUACUGCAAACCAGUGGUGAUAAACAAUGUGCUGUACAUGGUCGUGGCACAACUUUUUGGUGGUUCUCAUAUCUACAAGUGGGAAGAGGACCCACAGCGUUUUGUGAAGAUCCAAGACAUUGACACAACUCGCGUGAGGAAGCCCAACUUCGUCGAGACCUUUCAGCUGGAUGGUGAAUGGUACUUUGUAGUCGCGGACAGCUCCAAGGCCGGUUCAACCAGCAUUUACCGUUGGAACAGCAAUGGUUUUUACUCCCAUCAGUCCCUCCAUCCUUGGCAUCGCGACACCCACGUAGAGUUCCUCGAUGUUGGAGGAAAGGCUCACCUCAUCCUUUCCAGUGUCACUCAAACACCGUUGAUUUAUCAAUGGAACCGAGGGCAGAAGCAGUUUGCUUUGUUCUCCCAAAUCACAGAGCAAGCUGACGUUCAGAUGGUUAAGCACUUUUGGAUCAGGAAGGUUCUUUACCUUUGCCUCACUCGCUUCAUAGGUGACUCAAAGAUCCUCCGCUGGGAAGGGCAACGUUUCAUCGAGAUUCAGGCCCUUCCCUCUCGCGGCUCAAUGGUAGUGUAUCCUUUCACAGUGGGACUGCGUCACUAUCUCAUCCUUGGAAGCGAUUUUUCUUUCUCCAGAGUGUACUUAUGGGAUGAUCUCACUCAGCGCUUCCAGCCCUUCCAAGAACUCAACAUGAGAGCACCAAGAGCCUUCAGCUUGGUGUCGGUAGACAACAAGGACAUUAUGUUGGCCGCCAGCUUCAAGGGCAACUCCGUGGCUUAUCAGCACCUGCUAGUGGAUCUCAGUGCCAAGUAGAAAUAUGACGGUCAAAAAGACAAGAUGACAUGUGCCAAAAAAUGGUAGGAAAGUUUUUGGAAAAUGUAUUGUUGAUGUUGUAAAUGAUUAAUUUAACAUUUUUUUGAGAAAAUGUAUUUUAGGACUUAUCCCUGUGAAUCUGAA